Molecule: messenger RNA, 1638 nt
Organism: Ilyonectria robusta
Lineage: Eukaryota; Fungi; Ascomycota; Sordariomycetes; Hypocreales; Nectriaceae
Exons: 7
Coding region: 77-1297 (406 amino acids)
Source: RefSeq, a predicted model, not a curated record
GUUUUACAACCCAACAACCUUAGUAGCCACUAUUCACCUACAUCCUUAAGUCUUCACUUAACAUUUGCUUAUCACCAUGGCCGCCGUCUCUGUCGCCCUAAACAACGCUCAAUGGGAGCCAGAGAAUGAGGGCGAGAGCCAGUUGAAGACGGCUCUGGAGAAUGUGCUCAUCUCAUCGCCUAGCUCCGUCAUAACCAAAGCCCCUGACAACAAGACCAAUCGCUUUAUUCUUCAGACGCAGGGAUACCAUGAUCUGUACCUGUAUGUCGUUGAAGGUAUCACUUUCACCGAUUCAACUGCAGAAUUUGAGAAACAAUUCACAAAGUCGACCUUUGCCGUCGUCGAUAAGAUUGAUAUAUCAGCUUACGACCUACUCCGUGAUACAACUGUCAGCGUUGCUAAGCAUUGCAAAGAGUUCAAUAGCAAUGGACUGGGAAAGCUAACGACAUCUGCCAACGGAGCCAUUGCCUAUGCCGACCAUUGCAUUGGCUUGAUGAAGGAAAAGGCCGACAUAAGCCUCUACAACGCCUUCCAGGUCCUCCUGGACGAAAAGUAUGUAACCCAGCCCAAGGAUAAUGCAUUCGAGGAGGCUGUAGAGAGUGCAACGUUGGCGUUCUAUACGCAAACAGACGGCGAUGUAAAGAAAGUUGGGACAAUCGAGGAGAAGUUCCUCACGGGUCCUAAGGACCCCGUGACUGGACAACGAAAGGUGAAGUCCGAUGGGACCCUCCAAGAGCCAUACAGCGAGGUCAUGGAUGCCGAGGUUGCGCGCCUCCAGACGGAGAUCACCAAUUCAAUUACGCGCAGGGAUGAGGAAAAUGAUAAAUGGGCGACUGCGAGAGACAAGGCUAUCGGUCUAGGCGUGGGCGGGGUUUUCCUCGUAUGGCUUUGGAUCGGCUCCGGCGUCGAGACGGAUAAGGCCAUCAAGGCAAAGAACAAGUACGAUGAAAUGGUUACAUUGAUCACCAAGGACAGUCAAGACAAGGCCGACUUGGUGAAGGUGCUGGAGCUUGUAAGGGCCCUCGUCAAUCACUUUCACGCCUUGCUGCCAAAGAUGCAGACGGCCCUGACGGCCAUGAAGGAGCUCCAAAACCUGUUCAAUGAGCAGAACCUGAACUUUCAGCUCAUCCUGAACAAGUUGACCGACCUCCAAACUGGUGUGUCUGCGAAAGGACAGAGGGCUAGGAAAAAUUGGAUAACUACAGCUAUUGACGAAGCUGUGGAGAAGUUCAAGGAGAUCAAGGACCUUGGAGAAGAAUUUAAACGUGGUGCAACACCUGUGAUCGAACAGCUCUGAGUACACGUUUGCUCGCGGGAGUGAAGCAUUGUAGAACAUUCCAUAGUCAGACAAUCAGCUUUAUGUUUGUAGAUCAGGCUGUUGUUUGAAAACUAGUAGGCAUUUAGAAGGCAGCAACUUGAAUGCCGAUAAGACUGUCUCUGCACAUCUGCGCUGCUACUGUACUAAAGAAGCGACCUCUCGGUCCACCGAUUCAAACACGGUGAGGGCAUCAUUGCGGGAUUCUGAUACAUCAAAUACACUCACAACCGCCGAGAUAAAGGAGGCCGUAUCUGUCAGACACACGGAAAGAUUCCCAAUUAUCCCUUCUUGGAUAAGCGGAAUGCCGAUAAUGAUGCGCG